This is a messenger RNA of Drechmeria coniospora, 1524 nucleotides long. RefSeq lists its product as uncharacterized. NCBI's taxonomy places the organism in Eukaryota, Fungi, Ascomycota, Sordariomycetes, Hypocreales, Ophiocordycipitaceae. Bases 1 to 1524 code for a protein of 507 amino acids. The record is from RefSeq and is a predicted model, not a curated record. The transcript has 2 exons.
AUGGUGACGUCAAGCACGUCUGCGCCGAACCCUUCCCUUUGUUGCUUGACCGGCGACCUCGAUGACGAGUUGCUCAGGUUUGCUAAUGUCCAGUCCGUCGACAGUCUAUUCGUUGCCCCGGUCGAAUCGGCCGCUCCGCCCAAGGCCGCCAGCAAGAAUGGCGUCGCCUCUCCUCUUCGCUCAGGCUACAGACGCCUGGCCCUCCCAGGCUCCAUCGAACGACGCAAUGCCCUACGAGGCUCUCAUUCUAGAAACCAUGAUCCCCACCCUCGCCCCUCUCGCCCCAGCCAGGACGGCAGCCUGCCGCGACCGGUGUCGCCCACCACCUUCGACCAUCAGUGGCGGGAACUGCGGCUCAGGCCGACCUUUCAACAAUUUCGCGAGGGCCGACAGGUGCGCAGUCGGCCAACGCCUCCCGGUCGAGAUACGGCCGAGGAUCUCCGUUCGAUCUUCGGGGAUAACUGGCAAGGUCCGUCCCAUGACGAGCAAACCGUCCGAGCUGCCUACGACCGCAUCUUCCCGGCAGGACGUUCGAGGCGUGCGGGACCUCCGCUCUCCAGCAUUCCACUCCGCCGCGCUACCCGUUCGAGCCAAGGAGGACCACACAGCAACGACCUGCGACUGCGAGCGAAUGCCACAUUGUCCGGCACGAGCCCUACGGGAGCUUUAUACGAUGCUUGGCUCGUGCGAAACGUGCGCGAUCGACGUGGUCCUGCGCACCGCCACGGGUUCGACGUCGACGGCCUCGGAGAUCGCGAGCGAAGCAUGAGCCCGGAGGUGUGGGAUACUCUCCUCACGACCCUCACGCCCGACCCCCAACCACCGAGCGCGAGCUCAUCGUUUGGCUCAGCGACGGUGCCCGAGAGCCACGGCCCUGGCCCGAUGGCGACCAUCCCCGCUCUGGCCAUGGACAUCGUCAACGUCGGCGUACCCGAUGGCCAGUGCGAUUCGGACUGCGGACACUCGGACCUGGAUAUGGACGAGGACGAGGACGUGGACGAGGACGGAAUCGACGUGCCCGGCACGAUGCCGCCUGACAGCCAAACCCGGACGCAAACGAGAUACGGACGCCAGCAUGCCGCACCCUACAAUCUCGACAGCAUCAUGAACGGAAGCCUUGGCGUCACGUCAGGGUCGACGGGCAUGUCUCGGCGACGCGCCGAGCCCAUGGUCGGCGACGGCAUUUCGCCACGCGAUGCUGGGCGAACCUCGAGUGACGAGAUGCUGCCGGAGUCGCGGCUGCCUGCCGGCACGGCCAGAGCGCCGGGCCAUCGAGACGUUGUAGGCAGCCUCUUCCCUUGGGAGGCGUCCGAGGACGAGCGUGGCGCCGACGAGCGGCGUUUGCAGCCGCAGGCGUCGGCGGCAUCGGGACAGAGCAACGGCGUGGCGGGGGCCGAGGAUGAUUGGUCCGGCAUGCAACGCAUCGUACGCAGCCUCGCCCGGCGAGAGGACAUCCCGGAUGACUGGUGGGCCGAGGCGGGCCUCAGCCGAAUGCUGCCCCAAGACGAGACGACGAAUGCCUAG